AUGAGCACCAGGCUGCUCGAAAGCAUUGAGAUCAGGACGUCGCGCGUCGAGUUUGACUCGCUCGCGACGCCGGAGACGCCGAAGGAUGGUUUCAAGUCCCAUACUAUGCUUCCAAGCUACGCGGUGCAGUUGGCCCAACUCUCGGGACCACUCAGCGGUGUCCUGAUCGCUCCAAUUAUCGGUGUGUACUCAGACCGACUCACUUCGAGGUUUGGCCGUCGUCGUCCAUUCCUCAUCGUGGCUGCAGUCGGGAGUAUUAUCUGCUGGAUACUCACGGGAUACACUCGGGAGCUUGGAGACGCCUUGGGCGACGUGGGGACUGGCAAACCGGGAGAAGUCACAGACCGGAAAUGGACUGCAGUGCUCACGGUUUUCUUCUACGUCUGCACGGGUAUUGCCUUCAAUGUUGCGCAGACGCCAGCGCUGCUGCUCAUCUCGGUCUUUGCGGGAAGUCGACAGACUAUCGGCGCUGCCAUGGGGCAAGGGUGGGCGACACUUGGAGCGAUCGUAAUUGCAGUGUACACGGAGUUUUUCGGAGCGGCGUACAACUCACUGCACUGGUUCCUGGGGAUGUUGUCCUUCUUCAUGGCAUUUUGUGUCGGAGCAGCUUGUUACGUGGCCAAAGAGACGCCACUGGAUCGAAGAAUGCUGGAGAAGAGAAAUUGCUCAGUGCUUACUCUCCCAGGGGUGCUCACGGUGUUCUGCGUCGUCAUUUUCCUCAACCAGUACGCUUUCGCAGCCUACAACGCCAACAAGGGAAUGUUCUUCGAGGCUCAGCUGGAUUACAACCGCGGAGUAAAGCUUGCUGGAGGUCUCGCCGAUAUGCUGUCUUGCGUUGUCGGGUACUUGUACACAUGGGUUCUUCCCCCACUGGUGCUCCUGAUGGUCAUGGCAUUCUGCGACGUCGUAGCUCUGGACGUGACCAUCGUAGCUUUCUCAUCUAUCGCCAUGAGCACGUUCUUCUCGAUGAUUGUGCCUGUCAUCGUCCACGUAUUCGGCCACACUGCUGACAUCGGCGUGUACGUUGGCGUUAUAAACGCAGUAAAUUCUUCCGGCCAGCUGCUCAACUUUACUGUGGGUUCUGCGCUUGUGAAGACGUCGAUGGGCUACAGAUUACCUGUCUUCGCUGGCGGUGCAGUUAGCCUACUAGCGUUCCUCGUUUGCGCUUGCUUCUUCAAAACCAAAAUGAACUCCAUGUAA
Phytophthora sojae is the source of this 1200-nucleotide messenger RNA. RefSeq lists its product as hypothetical. Gene Ontology annotation, cellular component: membrane. Gene Ontology annotation, molecular function: sucrose:proton symporter activity. Lineage: Eukaryota; Oomycota; Peronosporomycetes; Peronosporales; Peronosporaceae. Bases 1 to 1200 code for a protein of 399 amino acids. The record is from RefSeq and is a predicted model, not a curated record. The transcript is spliced from 5 exons.